AUGGACACUAACCGCCCGGGCGCGUUCGUGCUGAGCAGCGCGCCGCUGGCCGCGCUGCACAAUAUGGCCGAGAUGAAGACGUCUCUGUUCCCGUACGCGCUGCAGGGCCCGGCCGGCUUCAAGGCGCCCGCGCUGGGCGGCCUUGGCGCGCAGCUGCCGCUCGGCACCCCGCACGGCAUCAGCGACAUCCUGGGGCGGCCCGUGGGCGCGGCGGGCGGCGGUCUCCUGGGCGGCCUGCCCCGACUCAACGGGCUCGCCUCGUCCGCCGGCGUCUACUUCGGGCCCGCGGCCGCCGUGGCGCGCGGCUAUCCCAAGCCACUGGCCGAGCUGCCCGGCCGCCCGCCCAUCUUCUGGCCCGGCGUGGUGCAGGGCUCGCCCUGGAGGGACCCGCGCCUGGCCGGCCCGGCCCAGGCCGGCGGGGUCCUGGACAAGGACGGCAAGAAGAAACACUCGCGGCCGACCUUCUCGGGCCAGCAGAUCUUCGCGCUGGAGAAGACCUUCGAGCAAACCAAGUACCUGGCGGGGCCGGAGCGGGCGCGCCUCGCCUACUCCCUGGGCAUGACCGAGAGCCAAGUCAAGGUGUGGUUCCAGAACCGCCGGACCAAGUGGCGCAAGCGGCACGCGGCGGAGAUGGCGUCGGCCAAGAAGAAGCAGGACUCGGACGCCGAGAAGCUGAAGGUGGGCGGCUCGGACGCGGAGGACGACGACGAGUACAACCGGCCCCUGGACCCCAACUCGGACGACGAGAAGAUCACGCGGCUGCUCAAGAAGCACAAACCCUCGAACUUGGCGCUGGUCAGCCCGUGCGGCGGCGGCGCGGGGGACGCCUCAGCCCGCGCCUUCGGCCAGAGGGUCACCUGGGUCCGGCGCGGCGGGCUGGGCGGCCGCGGGCGCGAUGGCCCCUCCCCGCGGCCCGGGCGGUGGCGCAGGGACGAGGACGCAGCGGCGGCCGCGCGGGCAGAGUCGGACGGCGGGGACCGAGCGGGGCGCCGGCAGGUGCGACGCGCGGCAGCAGCCCCGGACAGCCGCUCCGAGCGCUGCGGCGCCGGCUAG
Molecule: messenger RNA, 1053 nt
Organism: Equus quagga
Lineage: Eukaryota; Metazoa; Chordata; Mammalia; Perissodactyla; Equidae
Gene: NKX6-2
Product: NK6 homeobox 2
Exons: 5
Coding region: 1-1053 (350 amino acids)
Biological process (GO): regulation of transcription by RNA polymerase II; cell differentiation
Cellular component (GO): nucleus
Molecular function (GO): DNA-binding transcription factor activity, RNA polymerase II-specific; RNA polymerase II cis-regulatory region sequence-specific DNA binding
Source: RefSeq, a predicted model, not a curated record